This is a messenger RNA of Monascus purpureus, 870 nucleotides long. NCBI's taxonomy places the organism in Eukaryota, Fungi, Ascomycota, Eurotiomycetes, Eurotiales, Aspergillaceae. The record is from the annotation of a GenBank genome assembly.
AUCAUCCUCCUAUACAGAAUCAGCCAUGGAUCCAGAUCACCAGGCAAAGUUCGCCCUACACGAGGCUGCGAGAGAAGGCAAAACUCCAACGGCCGAGUCCCUCCUCAAUGCAAAUCCCAAACUAGCCCUCCUCGAAGAUGACGAUGGACGUCUCCCGAUCCACUGGGCCGUGGCGUACAAUCAUCUACCUAUCGUCGGGUUAUUAGUAUCUAACAAAAAUUUCGACCCGGAUGUACAGGAUGCAUCGGGUUGGACCCCUCUUAUGAUUGCAGCCAGUCUGAAGGAUGCCCAAGGAGACGCCAUAAUUGAACUGUUAAUACGGAAGGGAGCCGAUGUCAACAUGAAAAGCGUCACUGGUCAGAAUGCCCUCCACUUUGCAACGUCAAAAUCCAACAUUUCGACCGUCCGUAUGCUCAUCGUCAAUAAAUGCAGCGCCCGGGUGAAAGAUAAACGCGGUCAGCUCCCCCUCCACCGCGCCGCAGCUGUCGGAUCUAUUCCCAUCAUAAAGAUCCUCCUCGAAGAAGGCAAGAGUCCUGUCAAUGCUACGGAUAUGGAUGGCUUGACGGCUCUGCACCAUGCCAUUUCCGAGGGCCAUGGAGAUGCAGCGAUUCUGUUGCUCAAGGCUGGUGCGGAGCCGGAUAAGAGGGAUUCAACUGGCAAUUUAGCUAUUGAUUUGGCGCCAGACAAGAAAGUUCGCCAAUAUAUCCUGCAAACAGCGGAGAAGGAAGGAAUUGAACUUCCUUGAAGAAGAUUGAUUUAGUGAAAAGAAAAUAAUGUAUCCUUGCAAUAGUGGCGUUGGAAUCAUACACAUCUUAAACGGUUCUUGGUGCAAGGAACGGGGAAAACGCUUGGAGAGAGAUACAAAAUUCG